GGGCGCGGCCUGUCCUUCCUUCUACGUGCUGGCGGAUGUUUAUAGUUUCUGGGCGCGGACCAAGACGCACACAAUACUUUGCUUUCGGAGCCGCUCGGUCUAAAACUAACUUUUUUUUAAGAAAAAUGGACCCUGUUCGAUUUUGGCCUCUUUUGGUCGUCUUCUGUCACGUUUGGGGCGCGGACGGCGCAGGGAAAGGACGCGGAUUUGUUGGAGUGAUAGACCCCCAGGACUCUGAUCUGGUGGUGGUGGAUCGGGCCACGUCGGAGACCCUGCAGAGCAGCCUUACCACCGUCUUUCUGCCGCUGGUCUACAUCGUGGUGUUUGUGGUGGGCCUGCCCACCAACGCCAUGGCCAUCUGGGUGUUCCUGUUCCGCACCAAGAAGAAGCACCCGUCCUCCAUCUAUAUGGCCAACCUGGCGCUGGCCGACCUGCUCUUCGUCAUCUGGACGCCGCUGAAGAUCGCCUACCACUUCAACGGCAACGACUGGGCGUACGGCGAGGGGCUUUGCAAGGUUCUGGUGGGCUUCUUCUACGGGAACAUGUACUGCUCCAUCCUCUUCAUCGCCUGCCUGAGCGUGCAGCGCUACUGGGUGGUGGUGCACCCGCUGUCCCAGCAGAGGAGGAACAACAAGGUGGCCAUCGGGGUCUGCGUGGCCGUUUGGGUCUUCAUCUGGCUCAGCACCACACCGCUCUACCUGUACCAGCACACGGCCCAGGUCCGAGAGCCCAGCAUCACCACCUGCCACGACGUCAACAUCAUCCUGGACCCGCUUGACCCCUACCCGUCGGUGCGGCUACCUUUCUUCUACUUCAUCUUCAUGGGCCUGGUGGUGUUCCCGGUGUCGUGCGCGGUCAUUGUGGUGGCCUACGUCCUGCUCCUGAAGGCCCUGGGAAGGAACAUGGAGGACAACGCGACGGGGAAGAACCGCAAGCGGGCUGUGGUCCUGAUCGCCGUGGUGCUGGUCACCUUCCUGGUGUGCUUCGUGCCGAGCAACAUCAUGCUGGUGGUGCACUACUCGCUGCUGAAGGACGGCGUGGCCAACAACGGCUACGGCUUCUACGUGACCACGCUGUGCCUCGCCAGCCUCAACAGCGUGCUGGACCCGUUCAUCUACUACUACGUCUCCGAGGACUUCCGCAACCACGUGAAGAACACGCUGCUGUGCCGGAGCAGCCGGACGGUGGAGCGCAUGAGGGUCUCCUUCAGCUCCAUGAACUACUCCAGGAAGAGCAAGACCUACGUGUCGGACGCAGGGGGAACACAGAGCAGCUCUUGCUAGCCAAUCUCUUGCGAGGACACAGUGGUCAAUCCGUCCGAUUACAACCGGGAUACCUUGAAAAUGUCACGGAACCAAAGACUUCAGGCCAUGGCUUUUCGGAUUAUACUUGAACCUAAAAAAAAUCUCUUCCUGGAUGUUUUCCAAAGAUAGUCUUAUUCACUAGGAGAACAUGGACUUACUUCCUCACGGGUGCUGAUUUCAUUCAGUAAAAGGACAAAUCCAUCCGCAAUGUAGGGCUGAGGUACAUCUACUGUUGUCAGCUGGUCGGAUAAUUUUUCAAUGCCCGAGAGCCGAUGAAUGUGUUUUUUUGACAAACCGAUGUCCAACAAGACCAAACUCUGGAUUUGGACUUCAGCUUUCGGAAUAUUCAGGAGAGUAGAGAACUAAGACUAAAAACCUCAGUUACGUUCAUGUACAGAAAAAAUGUGUUUUUAAGUGUUAGUGUCGUUUUGCUAAAUAAAUGCUACAAAUUUAAAAACAAAUAUUCUCUCGUGACUCACUGGGUGAAUGAGGUCCUGACUAGCCUGCAUGGACUCCGAGAACACACAGAGCAGCUCUUGCUAGGGAACCCAUUCCUAGGACAGGUGGUCAAUCCGUCCGAUUACAACCGGGAUACCUCCAAAGAGUUCUGGCCAAGGCAACACGGAUGAUAUUCAAACCUAAAAAAAAAAACUUUCUGGAUGUUUUCCACAGCCCUUGAAAGUCUUAUACACCGGGAGAACAUGGACUUGAUUCCUCACAGGUGCUGGUUUCAUCCGGUAAAAGGACAAAUCCAUCCGCAAUGUGGGGCUAUGGUGCAUCUACUGUUGUCAGCUGGUCGGAUAAUUUUUCAAUGCCCGAGAGCCGAGGAAUGUGUUUUUUUUUAACAAACCGAUGUCCAACAAGACCAAACUCUGGAGAUGGACUUCAGCUUUUGAAACUCUCAGGAGAGUAGAGAACUCAGACUAAAACCUUGGCAUGUUCCUGCAAACUUUUAAGCUCAUUAUCCACAUUAGAGUUUUGGGUUCAUGCACAGAUAAAACAUGUUUUAAGUGUGACAGCGUUUUUUUUGGCUAAAUAAAUGCUACAAAUUAAAAAACAAACUCUAGUGACUCACUGGGUGAAUGAGGUCCUGGCUGGCCUGCAUGGACUCCGAGAACACGCAAAGCAGCUCUUGCGAGGGAACCCAUUGCGAGGCUAGUCAAGCCGUCCGAUUACAACCCGGAUACCUCCAAAGAGUUCUGGCCAAGGCAACAGGGAUGAUACGGUAUUCAAACCAAAAAAAAAAAACUUUCUGGAUGUUUUCCACAGCCCUUGAAAGUCUUAUACACCAGGAGAACAUGGACUUGAUUCCUCACGGGUGCUGGUUUCAUUCGGUAAAAGGACAAAUCCCUCCGUAAUGUAGGGCUAUGGUGCAUCUACUGUUGUCAGCUGGAUAAUUUUUCAAUGCCCGAGAGCCGAUGAAUGUGUUUUUUUAACAAACCGAUGUCCAACAAGACCAAACUCUGGAGAUGGACUUCAGCUUUCGGAAUACUCAGGAGAGUAGAGAACUAAGACUAAAACCUCGGUUGCGUUCAUGUACAGAUAAAACAUGUUUUUAAGUGUUACAGUGUGUCGUUUUGCAAAAUAAAUGCUACAAAUUAAAAAACAAAAAUUCUCUCGUGACUCACUGGGUGAAUGAGGUCCUGGCUGGCCUUCAUGGACUCCGAGAACACGCAGAGCAGAUCUUGCUAGGGAACCCAUUGCGAGGUUAGUCAAGCCGUCCGAUUACAACUGGGAUACCUCCAAAGAGUUCUGGUCAAGGAAACAGGUAUGAUGCGGUAUUCAAACCUUGAAAAGAAAACUUUCUGGAUGUUUUCCACAGCCCUUGAAAGUCUUAUACUGUACACCAGGAGAACAUGGACUUGAUUCCUCACGGGUGCUGGUUUCAUUCGGUAAAAGGACAAAUCCAUCCGCAAUGUAGGGCUAUGGUGCAUCUACUGUUGUCAGCUGGUCGGAUAAUUUUUCAAUGCCCGAGAGCCGAGGAAUGUGUUUUUUUUAACAAACCGAUGUCCAACAAGACCAAACUCUGGAGAUGGACUUCAGCUUUUGGAACACUCAGGAGAGUAGAGAACUAAGACUAAAAACCUCGGUUGCGUUCAUGUACAGACAAAACAUGUUUUUUAAGUGUUACAGUGUGUCGUUUUGCAAAAUAAACGCAACAAAUUAAAAAACAAACAUUCUCUCAUGACUCACUGGGUGAAUGAGGUCCUGGCUGGCCUUCAUGGACUCCGGGAACACGCAGAGCAGCUCUUGCUUGGGAACCCAUUCCUAGGACAGGUGGUCAAGCCGUCCGAUUACAACCGGGAUACCUCUAAAGAGUUCUGGCCAAGGCAACAGGGAUGAUAUUCAAACCUAAAAAAAAACAACUCUCUGGAUGUUUUCCACAGCCCUUGAAAGUCUUAUACACCAGGAGUACAUGGACUUGAUUCCUCACGGGUGCUGGUUUCAUUUGGUAAAAGGACAAAUCCAUCCGCAAUGUAGGGCUAUGGUGCAUCUACUGUUGUCAGCUGGUCGGAUAAUUUUUCAAUGCCCGAGAGCCGAGGAAUGUGUUUUUUUUAACAAACCGAUGUCCAACAAGACCAAACUCUGGAGAUGGACUUCAGCUUUUGGAACACUCAGGAGAGUAGAGAACUAAGACUAAAAACCUCGGUUGCGUUCAUGUACAGAUAAAACAUGUUUUUUAAGUGUUACAGUGUGUCGUUUUGUAAAAUAAAUGCUACAAAUUAAAAAACAAA
Molecule: messenger RNA, 4039 nt
Organism: Nerophis ophidion (straightnose pipefish)
Lineage: Eukaryota; Metazoa; Chordata; Actinopteri; Syngnathiformes; Syngnathidae
Product: proteinase-activated receptor 2-like
Exons: 2
Coding region: 36-1283 (415 amino acids)
Biological process (GO): positive regulation of Rho protein signal transduction; phospholipase C-activating G protein-coupled receptor signaling pathway; blood coagulation
Cellular component (GO): membrane
Molecular function (GO): thrombin-activated receptor activity
Source: RefSeq, a predicted model, not a curated record